Molecule: messenger RNA, 3414 nt
Organism: Protopterus annectens (West African lungfish)
Lineage: Eukaryota; Metazoa; Chordata; Ceratodontiformes; Protopteridae
Gene: KCNN4
Product: potassium calcium-activated channel subfamily N member 4
Exons: 10
Coding region: 33-1463 (476 amino acids)
Biological process (GO): potassium ion transmembrane transport
Cellular component (GO): neuron projection; neuronal cell body; plasma membrane
Molecular function (GO): calmodulin binding; intermediate conductance calcium-activated potassium channel activity; small conductance calcium-activated potassium channel activity
Source: RefSeq, a predicted model, not a curated record
GACAUGCACAUGGGUCCCCUAGUGUUUAUGCCAUGCUUUCCUGCAACUCAGGGGACGGCCAGCUGGAGAUGCUUACCAAAGUGGAGUCCACAAAGAUCCAUAUUUCCAACUCCCACUACAAAAGGAGUAGCCAGACCUUCAGGAAUCUUGGCAAGUUGAGGGAAAGAAAGAUACUUACUGAGAAGAAAAAACUACUCUGUGCUUGGUCACUGGUAGUUGCGCUGUUUGGAAUUUUAGUGAUGGUACUACAGACUGAACUUUUCCCCCCAAGCAUCUGCAGACAGGAAAAUUACAGCCUCAGUUUGCUGCCUACAUCAACAACCAAAGGAGAAGCUCAUUCAGAGGUGUUGUUCCACAUCAGGCAAAGUUAUGCAACCUUAAUUGCAAAGUCCAUUAUCAGCGUGUCUACAGCUGUGCUGCUUUUACUUAUUAUCACAUUCCAUGCCAGGGAAGUUCAGCUUUUCAUGAUAGACAAUUCAUUGGAGGAGUGGAGAAUUGCUAUGACCACCAAAAAGUUCUUCAGCAUUGUGUUAGAGCUUGUUGUCUGCUCUUUACACCCUUUUCCUACUGGUCUGCAUGACUGCAUUCAGGCAAAUGAGAAUUUAAAGAAUAUUAACAAUCCCCCGUUCUCUAGUCUGGACAUCUUUUUAUGCACAUCAAUGUUCCUUCGCCUGUAUCUGAUUCACAGGACUGUCAUGCUCCAUAGUCGGGUGCUGGUCGAUGCAUCCUACAGAAGCAUUGGAUCACUCAACAAGAUUAACUUCCAGUUCCGCUUUGUACUGAAAAUACUAAUGAACACAUACCCAGGCAUUGUGCUCCUGAUUGUAAUCGUGUGCAUGUGGGUCAUCGCUUCAUGGAUUCUCUCACUCUGUGAACGACAAUAUCCAGAUGCAGCAGGUAAUAUUAUGGGAGCACUAUGGCUCAUUCCAAUUACAUUUCUCACCACUGGAUAUGGAGACUUGGUGCCAUAUACACUAUGUGGGAAGGCAGUCUGUUUAAUCACAGGAGUUAUGGGCGUUAGCUGCACUGCACUUCUAGUUGCUGUUGUAGCAAAGAAGCUGGAACUGAACAAAGCAGAGAAGCACGUGCACAACUUUAUGAUGGACAUGCAGUACACAAAGCAGAUCAGAAAUGCUGCAGCCAAUGUCCUACGGGAGAGCUGGUUGCUGUAUAAACACAACCGGUUGAUGAUGAAGAGGGACACUGCCAAGAUUCGGAAACAUCAGAGGAAUCUCCUGACUGCAAUACAGCUUUUCCAGGAGGUAAGACUAAAGCAGCGGAAGCUUCAAGAUCAAGUUAAUGCUAUGGUUGACAUCUCAAAGAUGCAGAUGAUAAUGUGCGACCUCAGCUCCCAUCUAAAUAGCUCCUACAAAGACCUGGAGAUGAAAAUUGAGUCUCUGGAUAAGAAGCUAGACAAUCUGACUAAGCUGAUAACAACAACAGUGGAACAGCGACAACUAUAGCUGGACAGUAGCUCCUGGUCCUUGGGGCAUGGUCAGGCAUGAAGUUAUAGAACUUUGCAUGUGGACUAACGCAGCCAGCAUGGAUAAGACAGUACCUCAAAAAAAGGGCCUGGCCAAUAUUGCUCUGGUUUACAGUAAUUCUGUUAACAGCACCAGAAUGGAAACUACUCAUUACCUCUGCAAAACUAUAAGACAUUAAAGGCAUAUGUGGCAUUUUCCUGAACUGAAAAAUGUUUUUCUUUGAGAUGCAUUAAACAAGAAAUGGCCCAAGAGCACAGAAGGAUAUUCGACAAAGAGGAUACCUGGGAUCAGCUCUGUAUUUCUGACAACGGAGAGAGAAAGAAUGAAAAUACUAAAUGUACCCAGAAAACACACACAUAAACAUACAAACACAGAAACAUGCAUAGCUGUGCUUGGGCACUUGCACACACGUAUUUAUGAAAUACGCUUACAGUAUUAUAUGUAACACGUUCAUAUGCCUGGGUAUUGGCCUAUGCUUGUGCCCUUCAUCACAACUCCUUUUAGUCUACAAACUGGUUGCAAUACCAGCAGUUCCAUAAUGCUGGCAGACUGAUACCUGAUGUCAUGUUUUGAACAUGCACCAUUGGUUACUUAAGGAAACAGAGUUUGCAAUAAUCUGAAUGGAACAUGGGACAGUUCAUCAGAAGUGCUGGGAAACAGAGUUGCAUGUACUAGAUGGAAUAUAAAGGGAUACAACUGCAUGGAUACAUUCAUCUGCUCAGUAUUACACAGGAAUGAACAAUCACAACAUAGCAAUAUGGCAUCUCAGAAUACUGCUAUUGCAGUUUCAUCAUUUCAUCAUAUAGCAUGUUUCAGUGCUUUGUAGUGUAAUCAUAAGUGAUGAAUAUUAUGGAUGUUUAAAUGAUGACAGGUAAGCCUACAGAUGGUGCUGAUGUCCUGAGCCAUACACAGACUAAAAGGGGAUAAAUGAGGUGGUGAUAUAGAAGGUGAACUGGUACUCUGUCAGUUCUUUAAAACAGAACUAGAUUUUUUCAUAUGCACACUAUUUUUUGCAAACACUUAUUCAGCUCUUGUUCCUUAACUAUACAGGUUAUUUCUUGAUCUCAGUUCUUUGAAUGUCUUAGUAGCUACGUUUUAUAAGAUUCUCCUCAGCAUGUCUCAUGUAAUCAGAGUUCAGCAACAUGUGCCAACAACAGAACAUUAUAACAGUAAUGUAAUCUAUGCUACGUGAUUCUGAAAAGAAUCACAGAACAAAAAUGCAGAUGUGAAACAAGCAGAAAAAGGCACCAAUGUGUCUAGAAUUAUACUGGCAUUUUGGACUGGCAUUUAAAAAGAUGCAAAGGCAGUGAAAUCUGUUUUAUACAUUUGUUAACACAGCAAUAGUCAAAACCCCUUGCAGAGAAUGGAUGUGCCAUGCAGUUAAGCUUGGUAGUAAUUAGAAGGGAUGUUCAGUUAAAAUCAUCAGUUAAACUUUAUAUCAUUUUAGGAAUUAGCUGGCCUUUCAAUGCCCCUGUUCUGUUCACAAAACCAGUGUCACUAUUAUCACAAUAAGUGCAGAAUGUUGUGGCUAGAAAAUAAAAUUAAAACAGUUUCAGCGCAGUAUGGAAAACAAUACAAUAGGACCUGAAUGCAUUUGCUACCAUCUUAAUGCUGUAAGCCAAACCAGGCAAUUUAGGUUGUGAAACAGGCUUUUCACAACUUUCUUGUUGAGUAUUAAUCCUCCUCAUGUCAUCCAGUGUUAUAUAACUGCCUGCUAGUUGGAGAUGAUUUGCGAAGGAGAGGUAAGACCCAAAGAAGCAAUAGAAGGUCCAAGGUCCAAAUGUUAUCUUGGCUAGUUUGUCAUUGAAAUAUACCACUGAAUUUUGUAUGCCUGUUUAAUGUAUUGAGACCCUCCUGUGUGAGUUUUAGGACAUUGUGGAUUUAAACCAUGUGUCUGAAAAUAAAGCAGCUGAAAAGCUAUUGAUUUCUA